CAGAGCUGAAUCACUACCUUUCCCUGCAUACUCUGAACUGUUGCCUGCGAAAGAGAACUGUGGACUUAACUAUUCAGGCUGCUUCUAUUCAAGUGUUUCAGACGGUAUCAUACACAUCCAAACAGACACUUGUCUCAGCUCUUUGGAGUUUAUAAGGAGCAGGCAUCUGAAACCGCACUUGGAAGCUGUAAGCGGCAGCUGGCAUUUUAAGUAACUAAUAGAAGGUGCUUUUCUGUUUUGCACUGGAAAGAUAUUCCAGAGAUGUUCCUGAACAAGUUGCCUGUUGGUGCAAGCCUCAAAAGGGAUACUUAAAUGGCCCACCCCAUUCAUCCCGUGAGCCAGGGAAGAGUGGUGCUUCUCAGCCCUGGCUGCGUUUCAAAAUCACCUGUGGAACUUUAAGCACUAAAGAUGUUCAUGCCCCACACGGACCUACUGAAUCAGAACCUCUGAAGGAAGGACACAGGAAAAUAAAUCUGUUGAAGAAUCUUAAGAGUAAAUCUUCUGAGCCUCGACCUACUGCCGUUAGCAUCUCUGAGACCUCCUCCAUCUGAGAAUUACCAGGUCUGACAACACUUUCCCUCCAGCCUACAGUGAGGGACAUCAAUAAAGCAGUAGAAAACUCACAUCCUCUAGACUUACAGCCCUCAAGCUAUGGCAGCUGGGCAGGAACCUUACAAGCUCCAUCCUUAGGGAAGAUUUAGAAAGACAAGAAGGGUGAAAAUUCAGAUAUGGUGAGCCUGAAAUAUACAGAAGCAUUUAGAAAGUCUCCUCACAGAAGAACCCAAUUAAAUCCACGUAAUUAGUGUACACAUUUAGAUGAGCUGUAGGUAAAAUGGAGCCCUUUCUUCCUCUACCAAAGCAGAGUAAAAGUCUGAUUUAAUAUUCUGAAAGAUCUUGUCCCAAUACCAGUAUUAUAAAGCAGUUUCACCAUAUUUGUUUUCAUCAGUAUAAGAGUAGGACUGUGGAAAAUAAAAGACUUAUUUAUAUAUAUAUAUAUUUUUAAAAAAUGAUCAAGAAGUUCUGAUAAAACCUAUUUGGGAGGGGGGUGCUGUGCUGGAGGACAGAGAGGGUGUGGCAAUUGCCAAAUUAGAACAUCACCAUUUUUCUUGCUGUACGCUACUGACUUGGCUCUGGUUGUGAUUGUUUUGUAUGAGAUUGUUAGAACACCUCAAUAUUCAAAAUUCAGAGACAGUCUAAGUGACUGUGGAAUGCCUCAAGGGCAAUAGAAAUCAAAUAGAAACAGGUAGCAACUCAAGCCUUAAGUGAUGACGGAGGUGCAUUUCAAAUACCAUGGAAAUCUCACUGGGCGGGCCCAUUACCCCACCCUGGCAACAGAGGUUGACACCACUUCAGAUAAGUAUUCCAACCUGUACAUGUAUGUGGGCUUAUUCCUGAGCCUCCUGGCUAUUCUCCUCAUUCUGCUCUUCACAAUGCUCCUUCGGCUCAAACAUGUCAUCUCGCCCAUCACCUCUGAGAGCACAGACAGUGUUCCUCAAUUCACAGAUGUAGAGAUGCAGAGUCGAAUCCCUACUCCUUAAAGCCAGGAUGAAGAUGAGCAUUAGUGGAUCUCAGUAAACCCUUGUACUUUGAUGUCCAGGAAAGCUUACUUUGUUGUACAUAGCUUCCCAUGUAGGGAAUCAAUAAGUUGUUCAUUUAACAACAAGUUGUUCAUGUUUUCUUUGUGUUAUUCUUUAUUUUGACUCUGCUUGUGUGAUAUCUAAGAGGUUUAAGACUCAUUCUUUGCCAGGACUAUAGGAAACGGCAGCUGGUUGGGAGGGCAGGUUUCCAUAGUAACCAAAGAGAUCCUGGGCCUUGAGCAAACCUCAGACCACAGAAAUUCAUAUGUGGCUGUUGUAAAAAACACAGGAUCCCUGCAAGCUCCAAGAACAAGGAAAAUUUGCCUUUGAAAGGGCUGAUUGUUCAAAGACAGUACCCCAAGAAAAUGACAAGCUUUAAUUUGGCACUUGGACCCUAAAGAAUCACCUCUGCUUACAUGAAGCUAAAUCAUGUCAGAGGUUAAUGGAAGGGACUACGAACCCUUUCCCAAGGGAGCAGUGAUUUUUUUUUCUCAUCUAAGGCUAUUAGGUUUGUCCCAAAUGAAAGAAGAGAUUAAAGAAACUGUUUCAGUUUAAAGAGCAAGUUUGCAGAAAGAAGUUUCUAGUCAACAAACUCAUCCAGAGAGGGAAAAUGUGUGUUUUAUAUUUGUGUUUUUACUAUUACUGGACUGUUAAAAACUCAGAUAAUCGCAGAUGUAUUACAAAAAUCUGGCAUGAUGAGCUUCCCCCAAACCAAGGGAAAAUAAAGUCAAAAUAUGCUCAUGACAAUGAACCUUA
Molecule: messenger RNA, 2333 nt
Organism: Diceros bicornis minor
Lineage: Eukaryota; Metazoa; Chordata; Mammalia; Perissodactyla; Rhinocerotidae
Gene: SERTM2
Product: serine rich and transmembrane domain containing 2
Exons: 4
Coding region: 1266-1538 (90 amino acids)
Cellular component (GO): intracellular membrane-bounded organelle
Source: RefSeq, a predicted model, not a curated record